AUGACUGUUGGGCAGAGGGCCGGAUAUCUCGAAAGAGUAUUUCUUAGUGGCAGGGAAGAUUACGCUAUCAGCGCAUGGGAGCAGGACCAUAGUUCGGAUCCUGAGAGUGCAACACAUGGUCAUAGCCCGGAACAUUUAGAAAUUGGAGCUAAGCUACAUGCUUUCUUUGGGAAUGUAGAUCGCAGCCGAUGUAUUAUGGACGAGCUCUUCCGUCUGUAUCCUAGCUGGGACACAUCUGUUAUGAUGGUUGUAUUUCGCGCUCACACAAGCUCGGAUCUCCAAGAACACCAUCAUAUUGCAAAGCAAAUAUACGUCAAGAUGAGAGAGCAGAAAGGCGACGCCUGCACGACCGAGGACUAUGACGCUUGGCUUGUGGGAUUUCUGGAGGCUCGCAGUCUGACCGACGCAAAGCAAGUGUUCCAGGACAUGGUCAAGGGUGGCUAUUUGCUUGUCAGCGGAGCUACUGGUCGAGCCGAGUCAGUCUUGAGGAGAUUGCAUUUGCUGUAUCAUCUUGGCACCGACAUUUCCAAGAUGACUAGUAUCGCUCUCAAUGCCAUCUCAGUUCUCCCGCCUGUCUAUCACGGCCAUAUAUUUGGAGAUUGGAUGAAGUCCGCUGUUGUGGAAAAGGCACCGGAGGCAGCUGCUCAAAUCUUGGACGUGAUGCUGAAGAGAGGAUAUCAACCAGAAACUUUUCAUUUCAACAUGCUGCUUAAAGCUUUGAUACGUACAAAGGACACCCCCAAUAUUCUCAAGGCCGAGAACAUCGGAUGGCGCAUGAUUGAUGAAGCGUGCAAAGCCCGCGCGAGACACUCAUCGGAUCCACAGACCGGUAGCAUCGACAAGAGGUUUGUCGACCGCGAAACGGGUGUAGGUACUGUACAAGGUGUUCCUGCAGCCAAUGUUACUACGUUCGCUCUGAUCAUGCAACAUCACGCUAAGAGCUUGCAAUGGGAACAUGUUGAGUACCUGACCCGUCAGCUUAGGGAGACGACUGUUGAGCCGAAUGCCACUAUCAUGAACGUCAUCAUGGACAACAAGUGUCGCCAGGGUGCUUACAGUGAAGCCUGGAUGGUUUACAAAGCCCUCACCAACCCACGAGAGGGCAGUAAAGGCGUUUACCCAAAUGGUGCAAGUCUCCGUUGUCUUUGGAAAACGCUUCGCCUAGCACUUGGAGAUCACGCCACCCGGAAUGAUCCUACCCUGCCCACUCCUCGCGAGCUAUUGAAAGAGACGAUAUCCUGGCGAAUUCUAAGUCGCAGUCGCUACGAUGCUGAUCGUUUCAGAAUGGGUAUCGCAGGCGCCGACAAAGGAGCGAUAACGUCACUCAUCAUGCACUGUUUCGGCUACACUCAGGACCUCGCUGGCUCGCUCAUUGCCCUGCAUGUUCUCCGUCACCACUUUUCCAUAUUUCCAACCAACAAAGCAGCCCAGAUCUUGCAAAAACAAAUGGCUUGGGUAGACAUGGCGCGCGAUUCAGAAUCUGUGCGUAGUCAAUAUUUCCACAGUCGCUCCAACAAGAAGAAUAUGGAACGUGUUGUGAGAGUAUACGAUAUUCUUUUGGAGCAGCGGUUAGCUAGGAUGGAUCUGAAGGAAGGAGAGUAUGAGAAGUUGACUGAGGAACAGAUUGGAGAUGUGGGACUGAACCUGUUGAGCGAGUAUGUGAGAGUGAUGCUCAAGAGGAAUUACCCGCCUGAGGUUGUGGAAGCUAUGAUUGAUGCGGCGAGGCGUGCAGUAGGCGUGCCCGACCUGCCUACUGGGGACAUAGAUGCUUUUGAGGUGGUCUGA
This is a messenger RNA of Bipolaris victoriae FI3, 1785 nucleotides long. RefSeq lists its product as hypothetical. Gene Ontology annotation, molecular function: protein binding. The coding region runs from base 1 to 1785 and encodes 594 amino acids. The record is from RefSeq and is a predicted model, not a curated record. Lineage: Eukaryota; Fungi; Ascomycota; Dothideomycetes; Pleosporales; Pleosporaceae. The transcript has a single exon.